Messenger RNA from Spodoptera exigua (beet armyworm), 2595 nucleotides. NCBI's taxonomy places the organism in Eukaryota, Metazoa, Arthropoda, Insecta, Lepidoptera, Noctuidae. The record is from the annotation of a GenBank genome assembly.
GCGGCAUUCGGCUGCUGUCGGUCGAGUGAGUGUGUCGUUAUAGUUCUCGCUGUCAGACCUUUGUACACAACCUACGCCAACAUUAACAACAUUGAACCUUGGCUAGAAAAAUCAUCAUCAUUGUAUAACAUGAUAGGUAAGGAUUUUUAUUAAUAACAUUAUUUAUAGUAUGGUGUUACAUUUUGUUCGCUAAUAGGUACCUGUACGUAUCAGCAGUUUUUUCACCUACAUUGUCAUUUGAAUUUAAUAUCUUAAUCGGAUACUUUUUACUGAAAUAUAACACUAAUUUUGUUUUGUUUUUUGUCAUAAUUAUCUAUUAAAAAUAAAGCAAUCCAUUGAACUGUAUUAAUCUAUUAUUUGCAACGUAAGAUCUAGCUAGAUAUAAUAGAACCUACUUAAUACUAAAUAUGAACAUUAAUUUAUUUUGAAGGUUUAUUAAAAACAAAAGAGGGCUAGUAAAGUACGCUUCACACGUUAGAUGGGUUGUAAAUGGCAACUAGACAACGAAUGUUCUCAUUUUUGCAGCAUGGUUACGAUGCAAAAUAAAAAUAUGAAUCUGUAUUUACCUAGUUACAUUUUCUUUAUUUUAAUAAUGACUUUAAAAAAACGUAAUAAAUACCUACAGAUACCUAUUACCUACUUAAUGUUAAUAGAAUAUGUAUUUUUUUAUUUACAUCUAAAGUAAAUAUUUGCAAAAACCUCUUUAAGUGACUGCUUUUUUUUUGUGUAAUAUAAAAAUUCUGAAUUUAAAAACAAGUAUAAAUACAAGUUUUAUUAUCUUGCGCCGGUAAAUGGGGCGGGGUGGGGUGAGCGAGAGAGGAAUAUCUACUUGAGUGAGUGCGAACUCCGGGGUCGGCGGGCCUCCACGUGCUGUCAGAGGACAUUCACUCGGCUUAUGCCCCGCUCCCCUCUUACCGCUCGCACCCCUGCGUGGCCGUAUUAUGUUGGUGCAUCCUGAUAUUCCUGAUCGCUGCAUGCCAUACACAACAAACACCGUACUGAGAACGGUCGUCGCGUUUAAAUCGGGGCGCUAACGAAUUGCGGUCGACAGUCAACUUACAAAUUAUAAUGGAGUCUUUGUUACCUAUUAAAGUAAAACAAUUUUCGACAGGCGAAGAGGAACGGGUCCAUCAAUGUGGCGAGUGUGGGCUGACGCUUUCCACCCGCAGUGCCCUGACAGCCCACGCGCGUUCUCAUCGUGCCACUGCCGAUGCUCAUCGUUGCGACGUAUGCCACAAGACUUUCGCUGUGCCAGCAAGACUAGUGCGUCAUUACCGGACCCAUACUGGUGAACGACCCUUUGAAUGUGAAUAUUGCCACAAGAUGUUCAGUGUGAAGGAGAACCUUCAGGUGCAUCGUCGAAUCCAUACUAAAGAGCGACCGUACAGGUGCGGUGUGUGCGACGCUGCUUUUGAACACUCAGGAAAAUUGCACCGGCACGCUCGCAUACAUACGGGAGAACGGCCGCACGCGUGCCCCCAUUGCCACAAGACUUUUAUACAGUCGGGACAACUGGUCAUCCAUCUGCGGACCCACACGGGAGAAAAGCCGUACCGGUGCCCGGCGCCCGGCUGCGGGAAAGGAUUCACCUGCUCGAAACAAUUAAAAGUGCAUUCGCGUACCCACACUGGUGAACGCCCUUACACUUGUGACAUAUGUCUUCGUGAUUUCGGUUACAACCAUGUGUUAAAAUUGCAUCGGUUUCAACAUUACGGAGAGCGUUGUUACCGUUGUACAGUGUGCGAUGGUACAUUCAACACUAAAAAACAAAUGGAGGCCCAUAUUUAUAAAGAACAUGGCGCAGAUACUCCGCGCACCCAACAGAUUCCAGCCACCGGUUCACUAGUUGUGAACGGUAACGUAGUGUGCGACUUAGUGGAAGCAGCUUUACAGCAACUACCUCCAACUCCACCCAGUUCUCCACCUUCUCCUCAGUGCCCCACAGCUCCUUCUGCUUCCAAUGUUACGACGGCAUCAAUCCCAUCACCGUCCGCAUCUCCACCUCCGGUUCCGCUUUCACCAGCAAUCACCACCUCAGUGCAAUAUACCUUCGCCCCAUCCUCACUGCCGCCACGAAAAAGAAAAUUAAUCCCUCAAACAGAGACUGAAAUACCCGCUGUGCGGCACACUUCAGUAAUACAGUUUGCUCCAGCUGCCGCAUCCGACUCAUAAUAGGCACUGUAGUGUAAUCAUAAUAUAAUAAUAUAAACAAAAAUGUUCGUAUUACAUCCCGAAUGUAGUAUUUCUUAGAGUAAUUUUCCCAGGCUUUUUCGAUUCACUUGCUGUAAGUUGUUAAUGAAUGAGAUUGUAGUGCUAGCGUUAGGUCUGUGUGAGUCGACUUGUGUAGGUAAUUGCAAUGGUAACUAUGUAUGUAGGUGUAGACUAGACAGCAGUUGUGUAUUCUGAACGCGAACAUCUGUAUUUAAUGAGAUGAGAAGUUGUAAUAUUUAAGAGUUGAGGAAAAGACUUAAAGCUACUUAAUAAGAUAGUGCAUUUGUGCCGUUAUUGUUAGUAAUAUAAGUUUUAUAUUUAAUCUAGUAGGUAUGUUUAUGAUAAGUAAUAAGUUACAAUAAAGUACAAUAUUGUAUUUAUACA